Salmo salar (Atlantic salmon) is the source of this 6917-nucleotide messenger RNA. RefSeq names its product relaxin receptor 2. Gene Ontology annotation, biological process: activation of adenylate cyclase activity; adenylate cyclase-activating G protein-coupled receptor signaling pathway; hormone-mediated signaling pathway. Gene Ontology annotation, cellular component: plasma membrane. NCBI's taxonomy places the organism in Eukaryota, Metazoa, Chordata, Actinopteri, Salmoniformes, Salmonidae. The record is from RefSeq and is a predicted model, not a curated record. Gene Ontology annotation, molecular function: protein binding; G protein-coupled peptide receptor activity.
GUAUGGCGGUGAUGUCUUGCGUCAGAUCCAUUGAGGGUUUGACUAAUUUGGAUUUAGUUUGAUGUUUCUAUGACAAUUCAUGAAAAAACUAUUGAGGAUAAUAGAUUUAAUUACAAUUUUAUAUAACCUGAUUAUUACUAGACAAUCAACACGACUUUUGAUGCAGGUCCUGUCAGAAGGUGAGUGUAGCUGGUGCAUGAAGUCAGGCGCAGGAGAGCAGAAUGAGUGAGUAACGUACUUUACUCAAAAAAUAAAGGCACAAGGUAAACAAAUACACUUGACCAAAGACCAACGGUAAAUAUUACGCACGGGUGAACACAGCACCCGUGGAAAAACCAGGCAUCAUGAACCGAACUGAACAUAGAAAUAAUCACGCACAACAAACAUGGACAUGAACAUGGAAUUGGAUAAUGAAAACCAGGUGUGUAGAAAAUAAAGACAAAACCAAUAGAAAAUGAAAGAUGGAUCAGCGAUGGCUAGAAGACCGGUGACGUCGACCGCCGAACGCCGCCCGAACAAGGAGAGGAACCGAGCUCGGCGGAAGUCGUGACAGGUUGUAAAAGUAGGCCAGGUCUUUUUAGAAUAACUUACACUUGUUUUGAUGUUUCUACAACAAUCAAUGCAUAAGUUAUUGCGAACAAGAUAUUUAAAUGCGUUUUAAUAUGAUUUGAUUAUUUUAUCAAAUCAACACUUUACUUUUUAUGCAAAUCAAAGGUUGUAAAAAUAGGCCAGACCUUUUUAGAAUAAUUAGCACUUAUUUUUUCUAUGACGAUCAAUUCAAACGUUAUUGUAAAAAAUAGAUUUACCCACGGUAUCGUACCCACUACAUAGAUGGGGGAACUGUAGGCGAUUUUUUUCUGCGCGACCUCCCGAGGUAAAAUGUAGACAACAGUAUUGUCUCUCGAGAAUCGUUACCUCUCGAGAACUUCUCGAAAAUGUCCAUUUGCUAUAAUCAAUGUGAAAAUGGUCUUGGUCUGACUGUCAGCCGCAGCACGAGAUCCCUCGUUCGUCUUCAACUUGUUAGGAAGCCCCCCUUACUCGCGUCUGUGAACCUGGCUGUGUGAAGGAGAGAGAGAGAGAGAGAGAGAGAUGAAGUCUGUUAACGCACACCGACCAGCUUUUCCUUGCUCAGUUAUUAGUCUAGUUUUUUUAACGCCCUCUGCUUUGAUAUAGUGAUCUGAUAUGGGACCGCGUGUCACUGUCACGGUUCUGCUGUCAUGUUCGUUACCGGCAGAAUGUUGAGCAACACCGGCGGUGUCGCGAGGGAAUUCCUACUGUGGAGCGCUAUCUGGAUCACAGACAACUGACCCCAAAACAAGGAACAUGAGACGCGGUAAAGUUCCCAUACCGAUGCUGGAUGUACUAUCGGUUAUUCUGCUGCUCAUGCACCUGUCUGAAAUGGCAACCGGGGCUGCAGCAAUGGUGUCCAGCAGGGUGUCAGUAGAGAGCAGUUGUCCUCUGGGCCAGUUUCCCUGUGGUAAUGUCACAGUGUGUCUACACCAGGCUCUGCAGUGUAAUGGACAUAGAGACUGUCCCAAUGGAGCCGACGAGGACAACUGUGGAGACAACAGUGGAUGGGCGGACAUCUUUGAUCGAACCAUCAGGAAGGUCGAACCACAGGUCCUACCGUUACCAGAAGACUGCUUCUUGCAGCAGUACCCACAGCGUUGUGACUGUAUCAAGACAGAGCUGGAGUGUGUGGAAGUCAACCUACAUGACGUUCCUCAAGUCUCCACCAAUGUCACCUGGCUGUCUCUGAAGAGUAACGAGAUAAAGAGACUGUCGGACAACAUCUUCUCCAAAUACACACACCUGCAGAGACUGUUCCUACAGAAUAACAGCAUCCAGACAAUCUCCAGUCAAGCCUUCAGUGGACUCUACAAACUAGAGAGACUGUUUCUCAGUGAGAACUCCAUCUCAUCUCUCAGUCCUGGUGUGUUCAGUGAUCUCCGUAAUUUAUGGUGGCUGGUGUUGGAUCACAACCCUCUUAACAGUGUUUCCCAAGACACCUUCACCGGCCUCACCUCCCUCAUGUUCCUGUCCAUGGUGAAUACAUCUCUGGUGCAGCUCCCCCAGCCCAGCCUCUGUCACCACACACCUAACCUCAGCUGGGUGGAUUUUGAGGGGAACCAGGUCUUAACCAUUAGCUACUCUACUCUGAUGACCUGCAGCCAGCUCACAGUACUGCUCCUAAUGGACAACAAGAUCACAACUCUUCCGGAGAACACUUUUCAGUCUCUAGUGGUUCUAGAAGAACUAGACCUGUCGGACAACCGGAUUACUGAGCUCCCCAACAACACCUUUAAGAGCCUAAAGUCUCUCGUCAAACUGAACAUAUCCCAUAAUCCUCUGUUCCACAUCCACCCGGGUCACUUUGAUCACCUGACCCAGCUCCAGUCCCUAGGUCUGGAGGGUAUUGAGAUUCCAGACAUCCAGACGAAGAUGUUUGUACCCAUGGGAAACCUCUCACACAUCUACUUCAAGACAUUCCAGUACUGUUCCUAUGCGCCCCACGUGAGAACGUGUAAGCCCAACACAGACGGUAUCUCUUCCUUCGAGGACCUGUUAGCCAACGUGGUACUCAGGGUCUCUGUGUGGGUCAUGGCCUUCAUCACAUGUUUCGGGAACCUCUUCGUCAUCGGGAUGAGGUCUCUGAUCAGGGCAGAGAACAACCUGCACGCCGCCUGCAUCAAAGUCCUCUGCUGUGCAGACUGUCUGAUGGGAGUGUACCUGUUCUUUGUCGGUGUGUUUGACGUGAAGUUCCGAGGGGAGUACAAUCGUAACGCUCUCCUGUGGAUGGAGAGUGUGGAAUGUCGAACCAUCGGAUUCCUGGCUAUGCUCUCCUCAGAGGUAUCAGUUCUGCUGCUGACCUACCUGACUCUGGAGAAGUUCCUGGUCAUAGUGUUUCCCUUCAGCCACCUGAGACCUGGUAAACUACAGACUGUGGUGGUGCUAGUGUCUAUCUGGGUGCUGGGGUUCAUCAUCGCUGUGGUUCCCUUGCUGAACGACGAUCUGUUUGGGAACUACUAUGGUCGCAACGGGGUCUGCUUCCCCCUCCACUCUGACAGACAGGAGAAACCCACUGCUAAAGGAUACUCUAUCGGAAUUUUCCUUGGUCUGAACCUGGUAGCCUUCCUGGUGAUAGUGUUCUCCUACUCCUCCAUGUUCUACUCCAUCUAUAAGACUGGAAUAAACGCUACAGACCUGAGGAGCAGGCUACACAGAGACGUGGCUGUAGCUAACAGGUUCUUCUUCAUCGUCUUCUCUGACGCCCUCUGCUGGAUCCCCAUCUUCCUGGUCAAGAUACUGUCCCUGCUGCAGGUCGAGAUACCAGGUACCAUCUCAUCCUGGGUGGUGAUCUUUAUAUUACCCAUCAACAGUGCCCUGAACCCUAUCCUCUACACCCUGACUACCAGCUUCUUCAGAGAACAGGUGGAGGUGCUGCUGUGUCGCUGGCAGAGACGGUCGGCCAUGAAGAAGAACAGGAAGAGCCUGACCUCCUCUACUAUACAUGGAGGCCUCAUGGAAUACAUCCUAUCACCCCCCAGUCUACCUACUGAUAUGGACCCUCGCUAUGGGUGAGGGAAGGAGGGAGAGACAUACUACCACCCCCUUCAUAUCUGCCCAGAAUUUCAUUGGAUCCUGACUGUGGGUAGAAAGGGGGAGAGAGGAGAAAAGAGGAAGGACAGUAUUCAUUUUACCACCCCCUGAAUCCCACUGAUUCAGAUAUGAAGGCAUCUCUCUGCCUGGAGAAGGAGAGGAGAUAUUUUACCACCCCCUGAAUCCCACUGACUGAGAUAUGAAGGCAUCUCUCCACCCAGAGAAGGAGAGGAGAUAUUUUACCACCCCCUGAAUCCCACUGACUGAGAUAUGAAGGCAUCUCUCCACCCAGAGAAGGAGAGGAGAUAUUUUACCACCCCCUGAAUCCCACUGACUGAGAUAUGAAGGCAUCUCUCCACCUGGAGAGCUAAAGCGGAUAUGACCGAUCUAUUGCUCCUCUCUCCACACCUCCCUGCAGCUCCAGCCAGAGAGGACUAGAGGACUACUGCUUAAUGAACCAUUCAUUUAACACCAUUAAGACCAGGGCUGCCCUGGAGAGGGCUGUUUCAGACUAUUACUGCUGCAAAUUGAUUGCUCUUUAGGGACAAUAUUGAUUUGUGCUCAAAGUUCCAAGCUCUUCACUGUACAGUAUGGGAGAAAUUCACCUCAUCCGCUACAGUACUUACUACGUCGCAGAGUUGGGGCCAAUUCGAAUUGAAGGUAGUCAAUUCAGGAAGUGAUUUGAAUUUGAACUUCAAUAAAUGGAAAAACUUUUGAAAUAAAUAGCUUUUACUUAUAGUUUCUUGAGAAGCAAUUUAAAAUAGAUAUCCUUUUUUGAUGCCUUCAUUCGAAUUGACCCCAACCCUGCUAUGUAGCACCGAUAAAUGCUGGGACUGGGAGGAUGUAGGACCUGUUUACAUAUGGACUCCUUAUUAAUAAACCUCUUUGUUUGCUUGUUUGUUUGUUUGUACAUAAACAACUGAACUGUGUGUUUGUUUAAUAAUCUAGCUCCCUUGGUUGUGCGUGUCAAAAAUGGCCCUUUGUUCCCUUUGUAGUGCACAUCUUUUGACCAUGUUGGGACGUGGACUUUCUUCUUUGUGGAGUGUGUUAAUCUAACAUGAAGAGAAAACUCUUACCUGUGGUCACAUGUCUGUGUACUGUACAUGCCCACUGGGCACAAACUGGUUGAAUCUGUUUUUUCAACAUAAUUUGUCAACGUAUUGUGAUGUGGAAUUUACGUGUAAAAUGCAUUGAAUUUGCAAAAAGUCAUCAACUGUUGUUUUGAGGUGGAAUUUCAACCACAUGAUUAUGUCAUCAUUGUAACACAUUUUCAACAUAGACAAACCUUACAUUUCUACCUUUGAAACAAUGUCAGAUCUUUAACGUUAUAUUCACUAGCAGAAAAAAAAGCAAUGGGUCGGGCAGCACCUUCUACUGGAGAGUUGAUCUAUCUACAGCACCUCCUACUGGAGAGUUGAUCUAUCUACAUUACAGCACCUCCUACUGGAGAGUUGAUCUAUCUACAUUACAGCGCCUCCUACUGGAGAGUUGAUCUAUUAUAGCACCUCCUACUGGAGAGUUGAUCUAUCUACAGCACCUCCUACUGGAGAGUUGAUCUAUCUACAGCUACCCCUUUAGUUUCCCAUCCAGGGUUUUAACCAAGCCCAGCUUAGCUUUGAUAUUUGUUACUUACUAUUACCAAUGUACUAUUGUGAGAAUCAGGGGCGCAACUUUGGUUUUAGAAGUGGGGGGGACAUAAAAUAAUUAUAAAUAUAAUAAUUAUAAUAAUUUAUUUUUUUUUAAAUCCAGAUGGAUAAACACUCCAAACAGCCUUCCCGACCGAUUGAAGGCGUCCGCAUGGCCAGGACAAAAAUGCAAUUUCAGAAUGUCCCCGUCCCCAGUGAAAGUUGCUCCCCUGGUGAGAAUGAUUGAGAGAUCUCCACUUAAAAAGAAAACACAUUCACUGUUGCUAUGGAAGUCAUUUCAAAGGGUAGGAUUAACAGAGCAAAUUAAAUACUGUAGAACGAUACUUCAUAAAUCAUAUAUCAUCAAUGAGACUAUUUAGACCUAUAAUUUGCAAAGUUCGGGUUCCACAUUCCUGAAGAGUUCUACCUCGAACCAAAACGGGUUCUACCUGAAACCAAAAAGGGUUCUCCUAUGGGAACAGCAGUAUAACCCUUUUGGAACCCUUAUUUCUACAAGUGUAGGGUUUCAAGCUUUGGUUGAUUUGAAAUUUAAUCUAAAAGUUCAUAAAGGAUUGGAUUCCUGUCUCCAUCUCAACCAAAAAUCUAGUUAAAGAAUAUUACUUUAUUAAAAAUGUAUUUGAUUUAGUCCUAUUCUUUAACUUAGAUUUUUGGUUGAGAUGGAGGCGUGAAUCCAAACUGGAAUUUAAAACCAAACGAAUGCCCAGAUUCAAUCAGAUCGAGCGUUAACCAUCGUUGGCCAACAUCCCCAUAGCAGAUGUUAUGACGGUGUUGGAGCUGAAUCUACAGUAUGAGCUGACACAUACUGUAGGUGAGUGGCUGCUUUUGUGUGUCACAAACCACUCCCUUCCUUAGAAGUGUUAAGUGUAGGCUGUAUCAAUGUUGGAAAUAACUCUCAAGUGUCAAACUGUUGAUGUCAAACCAAUGAGCCAUUCACAGUUUCACUGUACCGACCCUGUAUACUUAGACUUGCAUGGCUUAAUCUUUGAGACAAGCAUAUGUUAGGCUAAUGCAUGUUUAAAUGUUCAUUUGGAUGAGUGUAUUUAUAGCCUAUCAGUCUAAUUCAAGUUUUUGAACUUGUAACGAGGCUGUGUUGGAUUUGUCGGUUUAUAGUCGGGCGUGGUUUAGUUGCAUGCAGUGUCCAUGAUAAGGUAAGGCAACGAGCCACUUGUAGAUUUGACAGCUCUAAAGCAGAUCCACCUCCAACACCUCCAUAUAACAACCACUAUGCGGAUGUUAUUGAAUCCAUCCCUUAGUAAGUGGCACAGAUUAAACUAUCCAAGAAGAAGAUAAUCUCCUUCAAAUGUGGAUAUUUGGUUGUUUUCAACCAAACACAAUUCAAUAUGACUUUUGUAAUUCAGUAAAUAUCCUAAAGUGAAGGUUAUUUUACAAACUAAUGUACACAUCCAUGGCCACAUUUUGAGGUUACUGUAGCUUUAAAUGUCUUAUAUAAUCAAAGCAUGCAUGUUCAAGAUAGCGUGCAAAGGCCGCAGGUCUGUGGAGAUCUUCACAAUUGCUGUAAUAAUCUGUGCAGAAUCUCAAACAGCAUUGAUUACUUGCACCAUGUACUUUUAAUGUAAUCUCAACUGCAAUUUAGUUAUUUUGGUUCUGCUUUAAGAUAAAGCACAGUGAGAACACAUUACGUUGUUGUAUAAAUAAACAAAAUAUCUGGCA